CUUUUUUCAGGCAGUACAUACCGACGCGCGACCGGGAACGCGCGUGUCAAAAAUCUUCCGCAUACAAAAUAAAUUUCAAACCGUGAUCGUGUCAAGAUUGCACAAUGGCUUCGGACCCGGCGCCCCUGUCGAAGACGGCCAAAUAUAAGAAGAUUACAAAACCGCUUUUGGAGAGAAAACGACGAGCACGCAUUAAUCGGUGCUUAGAUGAACUCAAGGACCUCAUGGUCGGAGCGUUAGAGAUAGACGACGACAACCUGAGCAAGUUGGAAAAGGCAGAUAUCCUUGAGUUAACGGUUAACCAUCUUACAAAGUUGCACAGGCCGAAAGACCCGAUUCUAGAAGCGAAGAAAUUUCAAGCAGGUUUUGGACAAUGCGCGGCUGAAGCGUGUAGAUUUAUCAUGUCAGUCCCAGAUUUAGAUACGAAAGUUAGCCAGAAUUUAAUCAGUCAUUUAUCUACGUUAAUAACAGCACAACCUUUAACUAUCCAAGUACCAGAGAGACAAUCGUUUUCACCACCCACCUCACCUUCAUCUGUGGUAUCUGACAGACAACAUUAUUACAGCGAUCAUGAAAGAUCUUCAUCAGACGCUGAAGAUUCAGUAUACUCAGCUGAAGGACCUAAAAAUUGGUCCUACGCUAGGCCCAAACAGCCAAGCCCGCCGAUGCCGGGACUUUUAACAACGGUAGACAAACUUGUUCCACAACACAACACCGAUUAUGGUGCAAUGAACGGACACAGAAAUGGCGCUUACUUCAAUCGAGUCCCAGCGGAAGCUAAAGACGUCAUUUUGCAAAAAAUAAGACAGCACAUAAUGGACAAGCGUGGUAAUGAGAACGUUAAUAGCGCUGACGCGAAUGUUAAUGCGGAACUGCCGACUGAACAGAAAUACGUACACAGAGAAGAGACAUAUACGAAUGAUUACUCGUAUUAUUCACCCAACUAUCCGAGCGACACAUUGGAUUUGAGAAAGGUUCGCUCACCGUUGAAAUCGGCGGAAUACUCACCGAAGGAUACGCGAUAUACCAAAGAACCUGAUACGGUUGUUGAAAACAAGGCUGAUAUUGUUAGCGUACCGGAACCGUGCGAAUUGCCGAUGGAUUACAGCAACUUACCGCCAAAAAAGAAGAGGAAAUUGAUCGAGUACCAGGAGUACAAAAAACAGGAGGAGGCAAGGCGGCAACAAAACGCUUUUUAUGCGGAGAAAAACGAGCGGCCGCGUGAAGGACCACCGGCGGAUCACGAGUUAGACGCAAACAAGUGGCGCCCGUGGUAAUUCUAGUUUUUGCCGCCAUUUCAUUGUGAUAAUAUUAACUCUUCCAUUAAAAGCUUUAAUUUGUUAUAAAUAUAGUGUUAAGUUUAGCGUUAUUCCACAUAUGUGCCUUAUGUAAAUCGUUCGUUGUUUAAAUUGCAGUGCCAUGUUAUUUUGAUCUCGUGUCUUCCUUGAUUAUUGUCAGUAAUUUGAGUCUUCCCUUGACAUUUGUUUAAAAAUAAUUGUAUUAUUGUAAUCUUAGAUUUAGAAGUUAUGCAUUUUUAUUUGUGUGAUUUUUGUAUAUUUGUUAAGAGAUU
Colias croceus (clouded yellow) is the source of this 1570-nucleotide messenger RNA. Its product is annotated as hairy and enhancer of split-related protein HELT-like. The transcript is spliced from 3 exons. Gene Ontology annotation, cellular component: nucleus. Bases 105 to 1277 code for a protein of 390 amino acids. Gene Ontology annotation, molecular function: protein dimerization activity; RNA polymerase II cis-regulatory region sequence-specific DNA binding; DNA-binding transcription factor activity, RNA polymerase II-specific. The record is from RefSeq and is a predicted model, not a curated record. Lineage: Eukaryota; Metazoa; Arthropoda; Insecta; Lepidoptera; Pieridae. Gene Ontology annotation, biological process: regulation of transcription by RNA polymerase II; regulation of neurogenesis; anterior/posterior pattern specification.